Messenger RNA from Amoebophrya sp. A25, 203 nucleotides. Lineage: Eukaryota; Dinophyceae; Syndiniales; Amoebophryaceae. The record is from the annotation of a GenBank genome assembly.
GUGCGUCGACAUGCUGCUCGAUAGUGCCUUGUAGUGGUGCCUCGUUUGCAAGGUCUUUUGCUUGCUGCAGCUCGGCGGCGACGUCUUUGGUCACGUCUUUUUUAACUUGUCCGAUUGGCGUGGUGAAAUAUUCUUCCUCUCGUCCGCAUGGCAUCAUGUACAUGCCGAUGGUGUCCACGAUUUUCCUGGUUCCGUGGAGCUGA